UUGGCCGUGGCGCGGAGUUUGAAUGUAGCUUAGGGGCGAGUGGCUGAUCAGUGAUAGAUUUUCAUCGAGACAGUUCGAUCUGGGCGACGCCGGUGCUGAAAGGAUCCUGUCUGACCUGCAGCAGAUAAUAAUAAUGGGGUCAUCUGAGUCCAGAGAACAAGUUACCCCGUCCCGCCCCCUGCGCAACCAGCAUUUGGCACAUGUCACUGACCCCCGUUCCCCCACCGCCGGGAUCCCCAGGACGCCUAUUGCGGUUGGGGAUUCGCCGCAGCGCGCCGUACUGUCUUCCAUCGAGGAAGAUCUCCAGGAUACCCCAGAAAUUACUGACCCCCGAUCGCCCACCCAUGGAAUUGUCCGCACUCCCCUGAGGCCCUCCUUACACGUUGCCCUGAACCUCCUGGCCAAGCAGCUGAGCGACGUGUUUAUCUCCGAGGAUUCUGUGGUUGAGGAAAGCCCCUCGAGCGCCCUGAAUCCUGGACCCUCUGUUCCAGAGGAGCCACAGACCACCCCGCCGGCCGACCUGGAGGAAGCCAAGAAGAGUUCCUCGGAAGAAACUCCAGUUGUCCAACCUCCGGUGGCACCAGAGCCUGCACAGCCGGCUGGGCAACCCCAAAAGCCCAGGGGCAAGUCUCCGCGGUCCACAGGCGCGAAGCAUUCUCGGCAGCGCCCCCGGAAGGCUCUACAUUCUUCGGCACCCGGGAGAUCGCCCUUCAAAAUCCUCCAGGAGGAUAACUCUCCCAGUACGGCCACGGCCUUCAGACAGGUUAAGAAGCUCUCCGUGCAGAACGACCAGUCGCCCUCUCUACGCUCUGCCAAAAUUCCGCACAGCAGCUGGGAGACGACGCACAACAAAGAGAAUGCCCUCUACCGGCAAACUCAGAGCUGAGCCGCUCCGGGGUUCCCGUGACAACUGCCUGGAACAUGUAUGUAAAUAGGAUUCUUUACUGUAGGGGUGGAUUCCAGACCUUCCCCUUUGCUAUAGUGCUGCUGUGUAUCUCCUUGCACUACACGUGUAAAUAUUUCUUCUCGUCUGUGAAUUUCAAUGUAUUUUGGUCAAUUAAUAAAUGAGAUUUUACAAAAA
Messenger RNA from Spea bombifrons (plains spadefoot toad), 1081 nucleotides. RefSeq names its product cell division cycle associated 3 (gene CDCA3). The coding region runs from base 134 to 886 and encodes 250 amino acids. The transcript has 6 exons. The record is from RefSeq and is a predicted model, not a curated record. Lineage: Eukaryota; Metazoa; Chordata; Amphibia; Anura; Pelobatidae.